CCGGGCUCUUUCCACUGAGCCACACUGCUUCCCAUCUACAAGACUGUGUUGAAAAUACAAUUAAGACUUCUUCCUCUUGGCUGGGUCAUCACGACACAAUGUUAAGAAAUGUUUGGACAGCGUUAACAACCGAUGGAAGACAUUUAGAUCUCAUAAUUAAUUUUGGGACCAGAAUUCACUGAAAUAGUUUUGAGCUGAGGCACACAUCAGAGACGAUAAGUAUCUACCAGGAAAGUCGCUGAUUAUGGAUCUGGACAAAUCUUCCGUCUGGGGCUCCUUGAAGCAAAGGACAAGGCCUCUGUUACUGAACUUGAGUAAGAAGAAAAUAAAGAAAAACUCCAACAAAGUUAUUGCAUUACAGAAAAAGCAUCAUCUGGACCGGCGCCUGAGUAUCUCAGUUCCAGACCUGCUAGAGGCCACGUCUUUAUCCCCAGCUGGGCAUUCAAGCCAACAAGUCCCUUUCACUUCUGUCCCUAGCUGCCUUUCUACAGCAGGGAUGUCCCAGAAAAGCAGCAGUGGUUCCUUGAGGCAAUCUGAAGUUGACUUUCAAUGGAGUCAGGAAGAGGGGGUCGAUAGCAGUGUGGCAGAAACAGAUCCUGAAGAUGUGUAUGUCUCUGUUUUGGAGAGGAGGGCAUCCAGUGAUGGCAUCUUUGAUCUAACCCAGUCGCUUUCUCUGAGUGGUGAAACAACAGAAGAUAUUGAGAAUCCAGGUAGAAGUAGUGAUUUGAAUGCUUCCAUGACCUCUCAGCUUUUUGAAGAGCAAUCUACUCUUGAAGAAGCCAGUGAUGACUUGAGUUCCCUCCCCAGUCCUUUUGCCUAUCUCCUCACCAUCCACCUCAAAGAAGGCCGGAACCUAGUCAUCAGAGAUCGGUGUGGUACAAGUGAUCCAUAUGUGAAAUUUAAACUAAAUGGGAAGACCAUAUAUAAAAGUAAAGUCAUAUAUAAAAACCUUAACCCAGUUUGGGAUGAAAUGGUUCUAUUGCCAAUACAGAGCCUUGAUCAAAAACUGCGAAUUAAGGUAUAUGACCGAGACCUAACUACAUCUGACUUCAUGGGCUCUGCAUUUAUAAUCCUUAGUGAACUUGAACUCAAUAGAACUACUGAAUAUAUUUUAAAAUUGGAAGAUCCAAAUAGUUUAGAAGAUGACAUGGGAGUGAUUGUGUUAAAUUUGAAUCUGGGAGUCAAACAAGGGGAUUUCAAGAGACCUAGGUGGUCAAAUCGGAAGAGGCUAAGUACAAAUAAGUCCUCUUUGAUUCGAAGCCUGCGACUUUCAGAAUCCUUAAGGAAGUAUCAACUCUGGAAUGGGAUCAUCAGUAUCACUUUGUUAGAAGGGAAGAAUCUUCCUGGAGGAACCAUAACAGAGAUAUUUGCCUUGUUAAAAUUAGGUGAUCAGAAAUAUAAGAGCAAGACACUGUGUAAGAGUGCAAAUCCUCAGUGGAGGGAACAGUUUGAUUUUCACUACUUCUCUGACAGGAUGGGCAUAUUGGACAUUGAGGUCUGGGGGAAGGAUAACAAAAAACAUGAGGAACGCUUGGGGACGUGUAAAGUGGACAUUGCGGCACUACCACUCAAGCAAGCCAAUUGUUUAGAACUGCCUCUGGAAAACCGACUGGGAUCACUACGUAUGCUGAUCACACUUACGCCCUGCUCGGGAGUGUCUAUCUCUGAUCUAUGUGUCUGCCCCUUGGCAGACCCCAGUGAGAGAAAGCAGAUAUCCCAGCGAUAUUGCUUCCAGAACUCUCUGAAAGAUGUGAAGGAUGUUGGCUUUUUACAAGUGAAAGUUUUAAAGGCAUUAGAUCUCUUAGCUGCAGAUUUCUCAGGAAAGAGUGACCCUUUCUGCUUGUUGGAGUUGGGCAACGAUAGGCUCCAAACGCAUACAGUUUACAAGAACCUCAAUCCCGAGUGGAAUAAAGUGUUUACGUUCUCUAUUAAAGACAUCCAUGAUGUACUGGAAGUGACAGUGUUUGAUGAAGAUGGAGAUAAACCCCCUGAUUUCCUUGGAAAAGUCGCCAUCCCCUUGCUGUCUAUUAGAGAUGGACAGCAAAGUUGUUAUGUAUUGAAGAAUAAAGAUUUAGAACAAGUUUCCAAAGGAGUUAUCUAUUUGGAGAUGGAUGUCAUAUAUAAUCCGGUGAAAGCAAGUAUCAGAACUUUCACACCACGAGAAAAACGUCUAAUUGAAGAUAGCCGCAAACUUUCAAAAAAGAUCUUAUCCAGGGAUGUUGACCGGGUGAAAAAAAUUACCAUGGCGAUAUGGAACACACUACAGUUUCUUAAAAGCUGUUUCCAGUGGGAAUCUACAUUGAGAAGUGUAAUAGCAUUUGCGGUGUUUCUAAUCACGGUGUGGAAUUUUGACCUGUAUAUGAUCCCACUGGGUUUAUUGUUGCUCUUCAUUUACAACUUCUCCAGACCCACUAAAGGGAAAGUGUGCAACAUCCAGGACAGGCAGGAAAGCACAGAUCUAGAGGAUGAUGAUGAUGAAGACGACGAUAAGGAAUCUGAGAAAAAAGGGCUAAUUGAAAGAUUCUACAUGGUCCAAGACAUUGUCACUACAGUGCAAAAUGUCUUAGAGGAAAUCGCAUCCUUUGGAGAGAGAAUUAAAAACACAUUCAACUGGACUGUUCCAUUUCUCUCGACUCUGGCCUGCUUAAUUCUGGCUCUAGCCACUGUUGCCUUGUAUUUUAUACCUCUGCGCUACAUUAUUUUAAUUUGGGGCAUAAAUAAAUUUACUAAGAAGCUCAGAAAUCCCUAUUCCAUCGAUAAUAAUGAGUUACUGGAUUUCCUCUCCAGGGUACCGUCUGAUGUUCAAAAGGUGCAAUAUGCUGAAUUGAAACCAUACAGCAGCCACAGCCCCCUUAGGAAGAAACGGAGUGCUCUGUAGAUCACAGAUCAGCUUUGGAACGCUGCAUCCUCUUCUUUUGGCUUGCCCCAGAUCAUCACCCUAAGUGUUGCAGUUGGUCCGAGCUGAUCUCCUGGAAGGGUGCCGCCCCUUUUUACACUUCAUUCCCUCCUAUGAGAGACUACCCAGCAACCACUUUGUAUUUUACACAGAGACUGGAGAAGGUGAAACCCAGGACCUGAUGGUUUUCAUAACGUAAGAGACAGUUUUCCAUUAUCUUACAGGAACUGGGCCUGGAUUACCAGAAUCAGUUUCCUCUGUUUGCUUCUAAUGGAUUUGGAUUUGGAAGGAUUUUUUUUUCCCCUUAAUUUAAGUCAUUGGGCAUAGAAGCCUUUUGUUCUGAAUGAAGAAGUCUUUGAUGUCCAUCAUCUGUUCAGAUAAUAUGAAUUUUUUAAGUUUUUUUCAUGAUUUCCAGAAAUAGCUUGAAGCACCAAGUAGUCCAACAGUGACUACCUGAAACUUGCAUGAAAUAAUUUAAUCAGUUCUUCUCUGCCAGAUAGCCAAUGUCUCCAUCAUAAGGUCAGUUGCAGGGUUCAUUGAUGGCAGUGGACACUCUGAAACUCCUGAGAGGAAAUGAUUAACCUAAUGUAGGAAGCACAAACAUUGGGACUUGAAAAGACCAUUGCCUCCAUCACUCUGUGUCAUCUGAUGUUUUUCAGCAUCAUCAUAUGCAUUAAAUUAAGUCUAAAGGGAUGACAACACUACAACUAUAAGCUCCUUAUGGGCAGGGAACGUUUCUGCAAAUUCUGUUGAAAUGUACUCUCCCAAGCACUUCAGACAGUGCUCUAUAUAUAGAAAACAAACAAUAAAUACCACUAAUUGGUUGAUUGAUUGAAGUGAAGGACAGUUCUUCAGCAACCUUCAAAACUAAGACUGGGGACAAAGAAAAGUAUUGUUGUUACUCAACUCUGUUAUUUUUUUAAGCUCUAUUCUAUAAGUGCUUACGAUGUAUCAAGCACUAUUCUAAGCACCGGG
This is a messenger RNA of Ornithorhynchus anatinus (platypus), 3871 nucleotides long. It is a transcript of the gene MCTP2, whose product is annotated as multiple C2 and transmembrane domain containing 2. The record is from RefSeq and is a predicted model, not a curated record. Gene Ontology annotation, cellular component: synaptic vesicle membrane. The coding region runs from base 245 to 2878 and encodes 877 amino acids. NCBI's taxonomy places the organism in Eukaryota, Metazoa, Chordata, Mammalia, Monotremata, Ornithorhynchidae. The transcript is spliced from 23 exons. Gene Ontology annotation, biological process: regulation of neurotransmitter secretion. Gene Ontology annotation, molecular function: calcium ion binding.